AGAGGGCGAUGGAGCCGUCAGAAACAUGAGCGAGCCGCGCAGCGUAGGGGGCGAGACGAUGGACGAGGAGGAGCACGAGGUUUACGGAGGAGAGAUCCCCGACGAGGCCGACAUGGACGCCGACGUCGACAUGGCCCUCCCCAACGAGAACGCCGCCAAGUUGCAGGAGCUGGACGAGAUGAAAAGGCGACUCAAGGAGAUGGAGGAUGAGGCUGCUGCCCUCCGCGAGAUACAAGCGAAGGUCGAGAAAGAGAUGGGCGCCGUCCAAGAAUCUUCUAGUGCUGCAGCAACUCAAGCAAGCAAGGAGGAGGUUGAUGCACGCUCAGUAUUUGUUGGCAAUGUGGAUUAUGCUUGUACACCUGAAGAAGUCCAGCAGCAUUUCCAGUCAUGUGGAACAGUCAACAGGGUCACUAUUCUGACAGACAAAUUUGGUCAGCCAAAGGGUUUUGCUUACGUUGAAUUCGUGGAAGUUGAGGCUGUUCAGGAGGCUCUUCAGUUGAACGAAUCCGAACUACAUGGGCGUCAAAUAAAAGUAGCGGCUAAACGUACCAAUGUCCCUGGAAUGAAGCAGUUCCGUCCAAGGCGGUUCAAUUCAUAUGCAGGAUCUCCAUAUAGGAGGCCAUUCAUGCCACCAUACUUUGCUUCCCCAUAUGGCUAUGGGAAGAGCCCCAGAUUCAGAAGGCCAAUGCGCUAUAGGCCUUAUUUAUGAUUAGCUGAUAAGAGACCCUUGUUAGCCUUUAAGUUUGUGUACCAAACUUUACUGAACUGGUGUGAUAUCUUGCCAGUACUUGUAUGACAUUUUAUGAUCAAAGUGUUCCUAACAAAGACAUUGAAAAGAAGUUUGGACCAUGUAAUUUUUUGCUUGCUAAUUUCUGUACUUGGGUCAGUCUUGCCACCA
This is a messenger RNA of Musa acuminata AAA Group (dessert banana), 898 nucleotides long. Its product is annotated as polyadenylate-binding protein 2-like. The transcript is spliced from 6 exons. The coding region runs from base 26 to 709 and encodes 227 amino acids. The record is from RefSeq and is a predicted model, not a curated record. Lineage: Eukaryota; Viridiplantae; Streptophyta; Magnoliopsida; Zingiberales; Musaceae. Gene Ontology annotation, molecular function: poly(A) binding.